Molecule: messenger RNA, 2767 nt
Organism: Scomber japonicus (chub mackerel)
Lineage: Eukaryota; Metazoa; Chordata; Actinopteri; Scombriformes; Scombridae
Product: PHD finger protein 20-like
Exons: 18
Coding region: 77-2380 (767 amino acids)
Biological process (GO): regulation of transcription by RNA polymerase II
Cellular component (GO): NSL complex
Source: RefSeq, a predicted model, not a curated record
GUCCCUCAGGAGCAGCUGAGAGAUAACCGGAGAUAACCGGAGGUAACCGGAGAUAACCGGAGGGGCAACCGGAGAGAUGAAGACUCCUCCGGACAGAUCGGGGAUCAUCUUCGAGGUUGGAGCUCAACUGCAGGCCCGAGACCGCCACAAGAACUGGUAUCCGGCCACCAUUGAGAAGAUCGACUAUGACAAGGAGCAGGUGUUGAUCCAUUACCGUCAGUGGAGCCGUCGGCAUGAUGAAUGGUUCCAGUGGAGCUCUCAGUACCUGCGUCCGCUGGAGCGCGUCAGCCUGAGGAGACAGAGCCUGACCCAACCACGGACUCCACCCUUGUUUGUUUCAGGUUCGAAGGUUCUGGCCUGUUGGACCGACUGUCGCUUCUACCCGGCCAAAAUCCUCCGAGUCAACAAGGACGAGUCCUACACGGUGCGUUUCUAUGACGGCGUGGUUCGGACGGUGAAGCCCACCAAGGUCAAACCCUUCCAGAAAAAGUCCAGAUCUGAGAAGAGUGCGGUGGGAAGCGAGGGAUGGGAGGAAGGAGAGAGCGAGGAGGAGGAAGCAGGAGAAAGAGAGGAGGAGGAGGAGGAGGAGGAGAAGAAGGAAGAAGAGGAGGAGGAGGAGGAGAAGGUGACGUCAGAGGAGAAGGAAGGAGCUGCUGAGGAGGGGGAGGAGGAGGGGGAGAGGAAGAGGAAGGCUGAACCUUCAUCCUCCCAUCCACCAGCGAAGAAGAAAGCCGAUGAUAGUAGAAACCAGCCAAUCACAGCUGACCCCGCCCUCCCAAACCCCGCCCACAUCGACAGAGACGUCCUGCUGGAGCGUCAGGCUCACCUGCCCACCACACACAAGUUCAGCAGAGAGCCCUUGUACAGGGUGAUAAAGAACCAGCCCCCCCCCAUCCUCUCCAUCGAGUUGGAUCACAACCCGUUUAAGUGUCCCGUGGCCGGCUGCACCAAGUCCUUCAGGAAGGCCAGCCUGCUGCACUACCACAUCAAAUACUACCACUCUGAGCUGGACGAGCACGACACACACAGGAGGAAGCGGUUGUCCUCAGAUGGAAGUGACUUCCUGUCAGACGUGAAGAAUGACAACCAGAGUGGUUACUCCUGUCACCGUGACGACAGAGAGCACGGCAUCAUGGGAACAGAGCUGAAGAAGGAUGGAGCGAGGGACGGAGCGAGGGACGGAGCGAGGGACGGAGCGAGGGAGAGAGCAGAGGGACAGGAGCGGAAGGAGAGGAAGAACUUCCUGAGAGUCAAACUGAAGAAGAAGAAAAAGAAGAAGAAGAAGAGUCAGUCAGGACUCGGCAGCAGCGACGAUGAAAACUCAGAUCAACCUGCUGUUACUGUGAAGCUCUCAACAGGACACACACACACACACACACAAGCUGACGACGGCAGUGAUUGGUCGACGCUCACGGCAGAGAGCGGAGAGGAUACGUCCUCUUGGCCGGUUGCUAUGGAGACGGAGGAGUGUGAGGUGGUGAGGUGUGUGUGUGAGGUGGACGAGGAGAACGACUUCAUGAUCCAGUGCGAGUCGUGUCUCUGCUGGCAGCAUGGAACCUGUAUGGGUCUAUACGAAGACAACGUUCCUCACAACUACAUCUGCUACUACUGCAGACACACAGCAGGUUGGAGGCGGGCUCAGCGGUUCCUCUCGGAGCCUGAUUUGCUGAUCUCGGGUCACAUGUUCGGUCUGUCGUGUGUGAAGGAGAAUUACUCUGAGAUCAACGCCGCCAAGAUCUCCCACACCAGCUCGCUGCUAGCACACACACACGGCCUCAGCCAGGUGCUCAGCGGCCUGCAGCUCAAGAUCAGCCUGUUACACUCCACAUCCCACCCGGACCUGCAGCUGUGGCGGUUGCCGUGGAGACGGGAUGAGGGACAGAAACUGGCCAGUCUGAGAGGAGAGACCGUCUGUUACGUCAGCAGCGAGCACUGUUACCAGAAACCAGGAGCAUCAUGGGAAAAAACCAAGCUGGACGCUGAGCAGACGGACAUAAAGCUGGAGGACGAGAAGCCGAGCGUCACGUCUGCAGAACACACAACUAACACUGUGACACACACACACGCUCACACACACGCUCACACACACGCUCACACACACGCUCACACACACGCUCACACACACACACACACACACGCAGCAGAGCCGACGGCCGAGUGUCAGCUGAACCUGCUGGAACACGUCGAGUCUGUUCAGCAGCAGAUCAACACGAGGAUGGAGCUGAUAGAGAGAGAGCUGGACGUGUUGGAGUCCUGGUUGGACCAUUCGGGCGAGCUCGAGCCUCCUGACCCUUUGUCCCGCCUCCCGCAGCUCAAACAGCGAAUCAGACGGCUGCUGCGUGACCUGUGUACUGUGAGGCACCUGUCAGUCUGCCGCUGACCCCCCCCCCCCCAGCUGAUCACUCUGAACACCAGCAACAUGUAACAUAAACCCAUCUGAGGAUGAACGAGUGACUCUCCACACUGAUGCUUUUAUAAUUAGAACUAACUUCCUGUCAGUAACUACACAACUACACAACUACACAACUACACACAUAGGGUACGACAAACCAUCUAACAGCUAGUGUGUGUGUGUGUGUGUGUGUGUGUGUGUGUGUGUGUGUGUGUGUGUGUGUGUGUGUGCGUGUGUGUGUGUCAAAGCCUAACUAUUACUAACAGCUGCUGUCUGCUGAGAUGGUCCGACAGCGAUCACUAGCAGUCAGUAUAAUAAAAUAUUAUAUUAUACUAUAUUAUAUUAUAAUAUAAUAUAAUAUAUUAUAGUAUAGUA